AUGGAACAAUCAUAUAAAAAAUAUGAAAUAUCAUCAUUUUCUAAAGAAGAAAUCGAUGGUUUGUGUAAUGAAAUAGAUGAUUAUGAUAUUGUUUUAUCAAUAUGUAUGAGAUAUAUUAAAGAAGAAUCAAAUAAAUUUAUAGAUUUGGUAGUUUCAGCGAAGAACAAACCUGUUUCGUGCUCUUAUCAAUCAUUUAUACAAAGCUCAGAAGAAAAUAAACAAUUGUUUUGGAUUCAAACGCAACAAAAUGCAAAAGAAAAGAUUCAUCAUUCUUGGAAUAAUGGUUCAUUUUUUGCCCUUAUAAAUGAAGCAAAGAAAAACAUUAGAGAUUUAUGGAAACCAAAAGACGGAUGUUUUACAGCUUUAAGAUAUAAUAAUUAUAAUAAUCAAUCGGGAUAUAAUAAUCAACAAAGAUAUAAUAAUCAACAAAGAUAUAAUAAUGAUAAUCAGCAAAGAUAG
This is a messenger RNA of Dictyostelium purpureum, 459 nucleotides long. RefSeq lists its product as uncharacterized. Bases 1 to 459 code for a protein of 152 amino acids. Lineage: Eukaryota; Evosea; Eumycetozoa; Dictyosteliales; Dictyosteliaceae. The record is from RefSeq and is a predicted model, not a curated record. The transcript is spliced from 2 exons.